Castor canadensis (American beaver) is the source of this 1284-nucleotide messenger RNA. RefSeq names its product beclin 2 (gene Becn2). Gene Ontology annotation, biological process: cellular response to nitrogen starvation; autophagosome assembly; late endosome to vacuole transport. NCBI's taxonomy places the organism in Eukaryota, Metazoa, Chordata, Mammalia, Rodentia, Castoridae. Gene Ontology annotation, cellular component: phagophore assembly site; phosphatidylinositol 3-kinase complex, class III, type I; phosphatidylinositol 3-kinase complex, class III, type II. Gene Ontology annotation, molecular function: phosphatidylinositol 3-kinase binding; protein-macromolecule adaptor activity. The record is from RefSeq and is a predicted model, not a curated record.
AUGUCUUCAAUGCGCUUCUUGUGCCAGCGCUGCUGUCAGCCUCUGAAACUCAGUCAGCCCACAGAGGUGCAGGACUCAGCACAGCGGGGGCCAGCAGAUGCCCUGGAGGAGGGUGGCCCAUCCAGAGGGAUGACAGAUGGAGGAGAGCCACAAGCCAGAGCCUCCAGCAGACUCCUUUCUGACAGUGGCAGGAAGUUCAAGAAAAGUGUCGACCACUUCACUCUCCUCGGUCAUGCUGUCUCCAUAAGAACUUUGAGCAGUGUCCAGAAGACCACUGCAGACUUGUUUGACAUCCUCUCAGGACAGAAAGAUGUGGACCAUCCGCUGUGUGAGGAGUGCACUGACAAUCUUUUAAAGCAGCUGGACACCGAGUUAACCUUUGUUGAACUUGACAGUCAGAACUACAGACGCUGCCUGGAGACUGACCUGCUGAUGGGUGAGGCCGAGAAGAAGGCUUUGCAGAUGGAGCUGCAGACAGAGCUGCAGGGCCUGGAGCUGGAGGAGGCUAGGCUGGCUCAGGAGCUGGAGGCCGUGGAGGAGAGCCGUGUGCAAACAGAAGCAGACCUGAGGGCAGCCCAGGCAGAGACCAAGGAGCUGCGCCAGCAGGAGAGGCAGCACCAUAAGGACUACAGUGCACUCAAGUGGCAACAGCUGGAGCUCACUGACCAGCUGAGCAGCCUGGAGAACCAGCUGAGGCAUGCCCAACACCACCUGCACAGGCUUAGGCAGACGGACAUCUUCAAUGCCACCUUUGAGAUCUGGGAGGAGGGCCCCCUGGGCAUCAUCAAUAACUUCAGGUUGGGCUGUCUCCCCGGUGUCCCCGUGGGCUGGAAAGAGAUCAACGCUGCCUGGGGACAGGUGGCUUUGCUGCUGCUUGCCCUGUCCAACACGGUUGGACUGAAGUUUCAGAGGUAUCAGCUCGUUGCCUGCGGAAACCAUUCCUACCUCAAGUCUCUGACAGGUGACUGUGCGAGGCUGCCCCUGUUCUCUGAUGGCAGCCAGAAUGUUUUCUUGAAUAACAAGUUUGACCGUGCGAUGAUGGCCUUCCUGGACUGCAUGCAGCAGUUCAAGGAGGAGGCAGAGAAGGGCAAGGAGGGUCUCUGCUUGCCCUACACGAUCCACGUGAAGGGAGGACUGAUGGAGGAUGCCCUGGGCAGUGGGGAGUGCUGCUCCAUCAGGACCCAUCUGAACACGGAGGAGCAGUGGACCAGGGCUCUCAAGUUCAUGCUGAUUAAUUUGAAGUGGAGCCUCAGUUGGGCAUCCAUAAGGUACCGCCAUGAUUAG